Molecule: messenger RNA, 2666 nt
Organism: Esox lucius (northern pike)
Lineage: Eukaryota; Metazoa; Chordata; Actinopteri; Esociformes; Esocidae
Product: somatomedin-B and thrombospondin type-1 domain-containing protein
Exons: 6
Coding region: 581-1372 (263 amino acids)
Source: RefSeq, a predicted model, not a curated record
AUGAAUAUCAGGAGCCAGAGGUCUGUGUUGGCAAAAGCAGACACCUGACAGACUGAGAGUGUGUGUAUCAGAGCUGUGUGUGUCCCCGUGAGAACGGUUUUUGUUAACUGUUUGGUUGUGGAUCCAGAUUGAAACUUUCCUUCUGCUCGACCCGCUGGUACGCUGAAGGUCUCUGUGGGCGCAGGAAUUUCAGGUCACAAGGUCUCCGGUGGCGCGGUGCAGUCAGGUCUGAGACCGGGGUAAGCUGCGCAGAACCGGGGAUCAGACGGGCUGGACUGUACCGGGCUGGGAGUGUGUUCAGUGACUGGCUGAAGACGGCCCGAUAGGAUGGGACUGAGCUUGGAAGAAGCUGGAUUGGUGCCGGUCUGAGGAAAGGCUGAAACCAGGACGGUGUUUAUCCGAUCCUCCCUGUCCUCCACACAGUAACAGCAUGAGAGAGCUGCGCUCUGCGAGGGAAACCACGCGCUGAGUCGGAGAGGACAUACACAAACCACAGCGACAACCCACAGUUUUCAGGCGGGGCUUCUUCAACAUUUUGGGGAAUCCUCGGAGGUCGUCCCCCCCCGUCAACCCCCCGGCGAUGGCGUCGUCUGUGGAUUGCGUGUUGUUGCUGGUGGCCGCCCUGCUGGGGUCGUACCAUGCGGCUGUGGAAGGGGGGUGUGCCAGUAAGUGCUGCAGGGGUUCGGACAACUCUUGCACGACAACAGACUGGAGAGCGGACCGCGUGUACGGAACCUGCUACUGUGACGAGGUCUGCGUCAGGACCUUGGACUGUUGCCAUGACUACCCGACCGCGUGCCCAGCCCAGGCAUGUCUGGUGACCCAGUGGAGUCACUGGAGUGGUUGUGCCCAGUCCUGCCAACCAUCCAAGCGGGUCAGGCGGCGUCACAUUGAGCGGGAGUCAAGCAACAGCGGACAGCCGUGUCCCAGCCUGGAGGAGCUGGCUGGAUGCAUGGAAUACCGCUCCCACCAGACAGAGCACUGCGCUCCAAACACAGGGCCGGCCUUCAUCACCACCAUGGAGUUUGGAAAAGGGAGGAUUCGCCAUGAUGUCUAUGGGCUGCCUCUGGACGUGGGGUUCUGUAUGGAGUUUAGGAUGGAGUCCCUGACCGCCCAGUGUGGGGCGGAGGACCGGCCACACACCCGCUGGAUGCGCUACCUCAGGGAGGGGCACUCAGUGUGUGUGGCCUGCCAGCCCCCCGCCAUGCGGAACCAUAGUGCCAGCUGCCAGGGGGAUGGACAGGAAUCCAACAGCGAGGAGCUGCUCCAUUGGCAGGCGGUGGGGAACUCCCAAUGUCGAGGGACGUGGAAGAAGGUCCAGAGAAGAUCACGCUGCUCCUGCCCCCAGGUCCACAGCUUCCUCUUCAUCUGACCACAGGACUGGGUCCGAAUGGGGCCCGGGUCAAAGCACCUCUGACCAGGCCCAUGUAUCAGAGGCACAGCCGGGUUUGUUCAGUAGUUCCUAGCGCUAGAGCCCAUAGAGUCCAGAGGCCAUAUUCACAAAAGUAGCUAAAAGUAGCUCCUAACGAGCUGAUUUAGGAGUAACUCUUAAAAUAAAUGGGUGUGUCAGUCCUAAGUUUAGGACUCCGAUAUUUUUGGUCUAUCCUACAGGCUGCUGCCGGCAUUCUGCCUCAUAAUCCAGUCAACAAUUUAGAAACACUUAAUGACACCAAGCUUUAAACAAGGUAUCGACUUAAUCGGGAGGGUUUUAUGAUCAUAGUAGAGCUAGUCAGGGAUGCGGUCACUUCACCAACAAACAGAAACAACCUAAUAACAUCGAGAUCAAGGUUGUGACAACUCUACGCUAGGGAAAAUGCAGUGUAGAAGAACUACGUGUAUCUCAGUCAUCUGUCAGUAGAAUAUUAAAUAAAACAAUAAAUGCCCUGCCCAGACACCAUAUCGUGCAACAAAUAAUUUGGUUUCCUCAUGAUCUUCACCAACUACAAAGAAACAAAGUCAACUUUAUGGCCAUAGUUCGAACAGCCGGUUUAGUUGGUGCUACAGAUACACAUAACAGAAAUUACUGCACCAUCAAAAGAUGAACACGCAUUCCUUUACGAGCUGCCAGACAUGUAAGAGGCUGACAAUUAGCUGAACAUAUCUUGACUAGUCAGCAUAUCAUUUUCGGUUUCAUGUUUCAUCAGUGACACCUACAUUUUCAUUUGAAUAUCUUUAUUUUGCCAAAAUGGCAACAUGACAGAUCCUUCUACAGUAUUGCUAUGAUGAAGUCACUGACAGAGACCCCUCCCCUAUCAGCCAAUCUCUGCGGGCAUGGUAAGUAAGCUUGUUCGUGGAACACGACAUCAUCCAUAGCAACAGGGUCAACGCCGCCUUUUCUGUUAGCUUAAGACUUCUCCCAAUUCCUUAGUAAAAGUUGGUCUUAGAAGAUCUGUGAAUAAGUUGGUCUCACUCCUCCUAGUGGUAAGAUAACAUGUUUUGUGAAUACGGCCCCUGGGCUAAAGUGCAAGUAGGGAACGAGGUGGAAGCCAUACUCUCGGACAACCACAUUAACGCCAAAUCAAAGUUAACUAACUUAAUUUAUCAGAAUCACAAUGAAAACAACCUUGUAAGAACACUUGAGAAUUAAACAAGAAUUAAAGAGAUUUCCACUUUUCUAUUCACAAUGUUACUAAAAAAACGCUGUAAAAUAAAUGAAAUCAAAUGUC